Python bivittatus (Burmese python) is the source of this 10616-nucleotide messenger RNA. Lineage: Eukaryota; Metazoa; Chordata; Lepidosauria; Squamata; Pythonidae. The record is from RefSeq and is a predicted model, not a curated record.
AGUUCAUAACUCUGGGUGGCUAACAAUAAUUAAAAACAGCAUUAAAAACAUUUUUAAAAAACAAGAAAUGGCAACGCACAUAUAAACCACAGUCAGGGUAAAAACAAACUCACCAAUAACAAAUCAACACAAUCAUUGUAGGUCAUACCUCCUGAUCCCCAGGCCCACUGACAGUGCUUGUGUCUAUACCAAAAUAGGCACAUGCAGCAUCUUUGCACACAAGCACAUUUUCUUUGACUGUAAGGUGAUAUGAACAAAACAGAGAACAUAUAUUCCUUAUCUGUCAGAAGGUUUGCUUAUAGUCUAGGAGGCCAGGCUGAAGUAUUUGAGCCUGAACCUAACCUCCAUAUGAACUGCCAUUUAUUGCAACUAUAUUUUACAAUACAGCAAAGCAGUUGAAGCACAGGUGUCCCAUUUCAUUAGUAGAAGAAAAUUCUCAUUAUAAUUUUCCUUCACCCCUAAUGCUCAGUGCUCUAGAUGUGAAGUAGGACUGGAUUUCCAUGCAACAUCUGCCAUGACUUUGCCCUGAUGAUGACAGGAGAGUUCUAGGCUGAGCAAGGAACCUUUUGUGGCAGGCCCCACACAUGAAUGCUGAAACAACCAUCCACCUGCCCCUCAGCUACUCUCGCAGGAAUUUAGAAAUACUCCCUAAAUCAAUAUUUUAAGAGGCUUCAGAAAACAGUAUGAUUUGCAUCUGGCACUGAAUAAAUAUAAAGGGAAAUAUCAGUUAGUCUUCUCCUGAAUUUGAAUGCUCUGACCACAACUUUCUUUCCACAACUGCCAUUCACUGAAGUUCAGAAGGUAGAAGCGCUUAGAGGUCUUCCAUAUCUUAACCUAUGAGCCGAUAUCUGUGGGAAAACAGCCUUGCAAGUAUCCAAUCCUAAGACUUAUAAAGGCCUUUGUAAUUGUAGUACAUUCAGUUCAUUCAAAAGUUCUACUAGGAGUACAGAAGCUGAGGGAUCACCAUGUGAUCGGGAAACACAUUAUUUAUGACCAAGAUGUACAGUUUCUAAGAUGCUAAUAAUAUGGAGAAUCCAAGCCAAAAGAAGUACAGCAGCAUAUCAUAUGGCGAAGGCAUCUUCAGAUGUCCUUGUCUAUGUCUAAAGUGAUCUGCAAAAUCUGGAGGCAAGAAAAUCUUAAGGACACUAAGAAACAUGCAUAGUCUUUCAGGGUUCACACCAGCUACUCAGAACCAGCUGCCUCCUUGUAACCAAGAGCCAGGAAGAAGCAAGAAAGGGGAACUUUUCUUGCAGAGCUCUCUACUUGCUGCAACUCAUCCUUCUGACAGUGGUGGGCUUCUUACUUAAGUUUGAAAACUGGGAGUGGGUGAAUGGAAAUAAAACCAAGAUAUGUUUUUCAGAAACUAGGAGAGGGCAAGCACAUACGAUGGAAAAUAAUUUUUUGUUUUUAAAAACAAGUUUCCCUUCUUUCAAAAAUUGCUUCAUGCUCUGUUUUUGGAUUUCCAAGAAGUAUCAGUCUUCAGGCCUCUGCUGGAAACAGGAUGGAUUUUUAUGUUGAUUAUAUAUAUAAUGUAUAUACUGUAUUGCCUGAUCCAAAAAACUUUUUUUAAUUAUAAAGUAUUAGAAUUUCAGCCUAGUACUCUUCAGAUGUGUUGGAUUACAUGUUCCAGAAUUCCAGCUGGAGGGCAUCAGAAAGUUGAAUUAGGUAAAAACAUGCCUUUUAUCUAUUAACAGAUACUAAUUAUAAUAAAUAAUUGGAGUAAUAUAUAUACUUAAUACGAGAUGGUGCAGACAAACAGCCAAAGUAGAAAGUUGCCACACAAUGAGAAACUUGCCUGAUCCACAAUGUCUGUUGUGAGAACUGCGGACCAAAACAGAAGCACUGAGGAAAUUGCUAUAAACUGAUUUAGGCCAACGAGAUGCACGCCAGGUUAGAAUCCACUAUUAAAGUGGAUUAAUAAAAUUGCAAAUAGAUGAAAUGUUGCAUGGGGCAAGCGGCUACUUACCACAAUUUCUCCUUCUCCCUUAAACAGUCAGGUCCAUUCCAGAAGCAUUAGACUUCAACCAGCCUUCAACUAACACAGCUAACAGCUGCCCAAGUGAUGGAAUUAGUAACACAAAACAUAUAGGCAGCAUUUAACUCCAGGUGUCCUGGCUCUAAACUUGGGGAAAUACUCUCCUCAUCCCCCAUUAAUCAACCCACUUCCAAAAAACAGAGAGCAGCAACAACUGAAGACUGUGAUCCUUCUCUGUUCAUCCUCUGAAUGUGUACAUUACAUGGGAAUAUAAGAAAAAGCUAGGUCCAGCAACAGAUCUACCUUUCAAGGAUCUUCAUGGACCCACCUGCUCCAAAGAGGACAAAAAUUGAUGGUUUGGCUGGUGGAACCAUCUCAUUUCAAGACAUCCUUUAGCAAAGGCAAAAAACACCUAUUGGAUCUUAUUCUUUUCUUAGCCCUACUGAAUCCAAAUUCCCUUGUGCAGAAAUUGGUCUCUCAAUCUUUUGCCCUUUGAAAAUUCUUUCUGCAUUGUCUGAUGUGACACCUCUGAAGAUUGUGGCGUGGGAUAGAUGGGGGAGUGCCUGAAUCAUAUUCAGUCCCUGUGAGAUAAUGUAAAGGUUCGCUGAACCUCACCUACAGCCUAUACAAAAAUGUACAAUCUAGAGCACAGCCUGCACAUUGAAGAGGAUGAUCAAUAAGGGUGAGCAGGUUGUCAUUCAGAAAAGCUAUUACUAAAAAUGACUCUCAAUGUUGUGUCCUUAGCAAAUGUCUGAGAAAAACCAGGGUUCUCUAGUUUCCUUUGAAAACUGUCUUCAUGAUCUGUUAUGCCACCAUUCUUAUUACAGUGUAACACAGAGCUCCUGAUUUUCCAGUCAAGCUGAGAUUAUCCUAAUUGUUUUCCACAAGAGCAGGUGGAAUCUCUUUCCUUCCACACAACACCUAACUUCUGGGUCCCAAAUGCCCACAUUUCCUGGUAGCUAAUAGGUUUCCAGCCCUCCCUUAUUUUAUAUUAAUUAAAAAAACAAUGAAGGGCAAAGGAAAGUACCAGCCUCAAGCAUACCCUAUAUUUCCAAAAAUACAUCUGGAUCCCAUAUAGACCUCAGAAGAGUUUUUAGGAAAAAAAUAAUAGCAGACUGAACCUGAAUGCUUUGUGGCAAAGUGUGCCCAUCUGACAUCUGCCCUGAAGAAAGACAAAGGUGGACUGUGGUGGUAGGAAGCAUCCCAAGAGGAUAAAAGGGAUAGGGUCUUUUGAUAAAUGUAUUACAAUUGGCCACACCCACAAUAGCAGACAUUUUGUGGAACAUCCAUAACAUAUAUUCCAAAUUCCAAAUGAGCCCAUUGGCCCAAAAGCUGGGGUCCCUUGGCCUAACCCCAAGUAUCCUAGCUUGCUUCCAGUCUGUUCUUCCACUCUCAUGAUCCUCCAGACUGUUUCCACUCCUGCUAAGCCUGCAUUGGGUCCUGUUGUGGUAUGUGCAAUGCCAAGUGGAAGGAAUGUACUGCUUGGAGAGACCAAAUGCAGACAGCAGAGAUCCCUCUUGUGUCAGCCUGAUGAUUUAUUGGCUCUAUCAUGCCACAUACAAGCCCUCCCAGCCUCACUGAGGCUCAAGGAGAUGUUCCAUACACCACAGGGCUAAGCCGACAGCCAGACGACGGCUCGCCUACCCCAAAUUCCUCUUCUUCCUUUGCUGACCUUUCCUUCGGCAUCUCAGGAACGCUAGCAGUCAUGGAGGCAGCAGAUUCAGAAUUUAAAAGAAGCCCAAACAAUACCAAAGACACCAAGGGGAAGUUUCUGAAGCUAUAGUAGCCAUCGGCCUAUAGCAAGAACUGUUAAGUCACAGACAGUGGUGGGCCAGUUUUGAAAUAGCACCUGAAGUAUUUCAGCUCAUAGCAGAAUUGAACACAAUUCUCUCUAGCUUCUGCGUCUGCCCUUUUAUUUGGGAUGUCUCUCUCUCUCUCUCAUUCUCCAAACAUGCUAUAUGGUAGGAUAUCUCCAAGAACACUGCCAGAGUCCACUGGAGGAAAGAUGCCAUCAUCAUCGUCAUCACCACCACCACCAUUAUCAUUCUCCUACUUUUACUUUAUUUGCAUGCCACAAAUUCCUGAAUGUUUUGAGCAGCAAACAAUAAGGCACAUCAUGAAAAACAAGGAAAAUCCUCAGAAAAUAAUAAACCUACCCUAAAAAUUCCAAAAAUCCCAACAGUUCACAAAAAAGAACAUAAAAAGAAAGAAUUAUACAAAGUCAUGUGCCUGCUAGUUUACUCCAACAAUCACAACAUGCCUUUCUCCUGGGCUAUAUGAAAUAGCCAGGUUUUAAUUGCUCUCCUGAAACUCAAGAGAGUAGGAGUAGGCCCAAUCUCCAUAGGGAGGCAUUGGGGUAGGAGUUGAGAAUCCCUGUCUUUGAGGUCCUGUCAGGUGGCUUUCUCAGUUAGAUGGAACCUGGAGGUUGUUGACCCUAUUCAAUCUGAUCAGACAGAGAUAUACAGGAAAAGGUGAUCCUGCAAAUAAACAGGUCUAGAGUCAUGUAGGGCCUUAAAGGUAACUACCAGCACCUUGAAUCACAUCCAGAAGCAGACUAGUAGCCAAUGCAACUCCUGAAGCAGCAGGGUCACUCAAAUUUAAGGAGGUUCAUUCAUUGCUGCCCAGGUAUUCUGUACCAGCUGUAGCUUCCAAAUGCUUUUCAAGGGCAGCCCCACAUAGAACAUGUUAAAGUAAUCCAAGUGAGAGGUGAUUAGAGCAUGAGUGAUUGUGAACAGGGUUCCCCAACCCAGGAAUUGGCAUAAAAUAUAACUGCAAAAUCCUUCCCAAUCACAGUUGCUGCCUGUUCAAGGAGCAAGAGCUAUGAAUCCAGGAGGAGCCCCAAACUGCAGACCACAUUUGAACGGCAGAGUGCAAUCCCAUACAGAGCGAGAUAGUACUACCUUCUAAUUAUUUAGCCCACAAACCCAAAGCCACUCCAUCUUGUUGGGAUUCAGUCUGAAUCUAUUCUCCCCAUCCAGACCCUACCAGUCUCCAGGCACUGGAUCAGCAUUUCUAUGAUAUCACCCAUUUGGGUAUCAUCAGCAUACUUAUGAUACCUGACCCUGUGCUAAUGGAUUAUCUCCUCCAGCAGCUUCAUGUAGAUGCUGAUGUGCAGGCACUCUGUAAAAUGAAGGUUUCCAGGCAGAUUUCUCAUCAGCCACUAACACUGACAGGAACCAAGCCCUCAGGAAGGAUAACUACCACUGAAGAGCAAUGUCCCUGACUCCAGUCCCUCAGAGCUGAUUCAGAACAACAACAUGGUCAAUGGUAUCAAAAGCUGUACAGAGGAUGAGGAAGAUUGCACUCCCCGAUCCCACAUUUUUCCAGAGAUCAUCUACAAGCAUGACCAAUGCAAUUUCCAUGCAGCCUGAAACAUGACUGCCAUGGGUCCAGAUAAUCUGCUUCUUCUAGGUCCUCUGAAGAUGCAGUACUACCACUCUUUCUACAACCUUCUCUGAAAAGGAAUGUUAGAAACUGGACUAAAUUGUCCAAAAUAACUGAACUGAGUGAAGGCUUCUUGAGGAGGCGGCAUACUGUAGCCUUUUUCAGAGAAGAUGGGAACACCCUCCACCUAAAAAAGUUUUUAAUUACUGCUCAGAUCCAACCUCCUGUCAUCUCAUGAGAUCUUAACCAGCUAUGAAGGGCAGGGAUCUGGCUGGGAAGUGGCAGAGCUGAUACCACAGACAGCUCUAUCGGCUACCUCAGACCCAUAGACUCAAACUGAUCCCAGAUUACUUCACUCAGGUCUGGAUGGUUUUAUCUGCCAAAUGCUGCAAGAAUUCUUCACAGUGGCCCUUGAGAAGGAGCAAUCCUCCUUCCCUUAUAAAGAGGACAAUUGGGGACAUUCAGGAGACAUAACAGGAGCAGCAAAGUAUUUUAUUUUUGCCACCCUUAUUGCAGCAGCUUGCCUGUCACUGUCCUGUUUUCUUGAAGAAAGAAUAGCCAUUUGUCUCAGUGUUGUCCUAUUCAUUAAGCUGUGUGCAGGCUGCAAAUUCUGACACACCAUACCUGAUACACCUCUCAAAUUCACUCAUUCAGAGAGCUGAGAGAACAAGGAUUAAGGAUUAAAGAUGCAAAUUUGUGUAAGGAUUGUGUAAGUUAGGUAGUGUCCACAAUGGGCUGUGUCCAUUAAGUUGUAGCAAGGGAAGAGUUAAUAGCAGGAUAAGAGGGUAGCCCCACUCAUGGCUUUAGAUAGAGUGCACAGUUCCCACUACUCUAUCCUUAAAAAGAGCAAAAGCAUUCAGUAAAAUUCAGCAUGCAUUCAUCAGCCCAAAACAGAAAAACUCUAAAUCACGAGUUUUGAGAAAUGUAGUUUCACUGGAAUGGAGCACAAUGGGAUUGACUGGUGUACUACUAUUCAGCUAAGCCUAAAUGGUAUAUCAGAUUCUAAAAUGGAACAUAAAGUGUAUGUAGUGGAACAGUAUUUCAGAGGUGGAGAGGAUAGCAUUUAUUUAUUUGAAACAUUUUUAUAUUACUUCUUGUUAAAAGAAACUUCAUGGCUAAUUGCACAUUUUCUCUUACUUAUUUAUGGAAUUUAUUCACCAUCUCAAUCUAGUUAGGCUCUAGACUGUUUCUGUUCUAUCUUGAAUCCUUCUUCCCAAAUCCUGCAUCUUUAUGGUAGUGGUGAGAGGACAGACACUUCAUACAACCAGACAAUGCUGAAGGACAACUGGCCUAAACCAGGUAACAAAAAAUGGGAUGUGACUGGAAGGAAAAGGGAAAAUUUUAUUUGGGAGACGAUAAUCUGGGUGGUAGCUAAAAAGAAAGGAAAAUAUAGGAGAAAAUUAAAUUUGCAAAAUAUUGGCUGGGAAUGCAUUUUGGACAUUUGGAAAAGAUCGGAAACUUUACAGAGAGUGUUCAUUAUAUGUAGCAGGUAAUCUAAUUUACCUAUUUAACUUAUUGCAGAAGUGGGUAAGAUGGUUUCUAUUGGACCAGAUCAGGCCAACAUACUUUUAACCAAAAAAUAUCAUCCAUAUUCCUUUUUUCUUUGUUCCUGGCAUCCGGUACCGAGAGAUGAAAAGCCUCAGAACGUAAGUUUCUGUUGCCUGUCAUGGUUAGAAGGCAGUAGAGUAGAAGGAGAAGCUUUAUGUGGAUAAUGCUGCGGAGCUGUGGUAGUAUAUUAUACCAUUGUUGUGAGUGCCAACUGUGUUGAUCUAAUGAUUCUUUCAGAGCACAUGAUCAAUGUGGGACAAUACAUUGAGAGGAACCUUAGUUUUAAUUCUGUCUCAACCAAAUGAGGAAAGGGACAAAGCCAAAGUGAAAUGGAAAACAAUGAACUUUAUACAAACCCUCUUUCAGAUAAUACACGCAUGUACAUUAUCAAAAUAAUGAUAUAGAUAGAUAUAUUAUAGUUAUUCUUUCAGUAAUGAGGAUCAGUUAAGAGAAGAGAACAGGCACGUUGGCAUAUAAAGGAGCUUAGAUUAAAGUACAGAAGCAGGACAGAGAUUCAGGGUAAUAUAGGCUGCUGUACAGUACAAUGCUGAAAUCUAGAACUCUGCUUUUAAAAAAGUAGAAAGCAAAAGAAACUGAGAUUUCCUGAAAGCUACCAACCUACAUAAUUCAGAUGAUUUCUAGAACCUAUUGAAAGGAUAGGAGAUGUGCUAUACAGUACUUGGUCCAAAAUGGCCUAAGUAUCUCUGGGGUGAAACCUGGGAUGUAAUAUACAUUGAAACUGGAAUGGAAGCUACUUUUGCUUUUUUUUCUGGGCAUCAAAGAAUUGUGGCAUCUAUAUAGAUUAUUACUGUCAGGGACCUAUACUGAAGAGUAUCACCAUCAUGGCAUUUCUCAGUGGCCAGUAAUGCCAUGCUAGUUGGGUUUGAUAGCAGUUGUAGUCUAAAGCAUCUGAAAGUUGUCAUUUGGGAAAAGUGGCCUUAUAACUGUACAGAGAAUGAUACACUGGAAGCAAAGAAUUCAUCUUCCUGCAAGUUAGUCACCAAGGAAGAUUAGAACUGCUCUGCAACCGAUUUAAGCUAACAGCUGGAUGCAUUUUCCUUCCAAGCUAUGUGGCUGCCAUCAUUGUCCCUUUAAUUCAGUGCCUCAUCAGGCACACACCAGAAAAUGUAACAGUGCUUCCCAAGCAGAAGCAAGAAUCACUGCUACCUUCUAGUUCUCUCAAGAGGAAGGCCUGGAUCCAUCUCUUUACCAACCACCAAUACACAAAAAGGGAGUCCCUCUUUCAGGACAUCUCACAUAGCUAAAAGCUAUGUCUCUGAAGCCAGGGCCAAGACAGUCAGUUCAGCAUGUUCCAUACAUGUAUAAUUUAUGGAGUAGCCCUUCUUUCCUUUUCCCCCCACCCCUACCAACUCCUCUCAAAGGCAUUUCACCACAGCAGGUCUGGGCAUAAUCAACUCCAGGAAUUUCCAUUCAAGGAUUCAGGGCUCUUUAAAGAUUUAACUGUUUCAGAAUGGAAUAUAUUUGACAAAAACCUAAGAGUUCCAACAUGUGAAAACCACUAUUUAUGGGCAGGGUUAGCCAAAGGCGUUUCACUGCCACAAGCAAAAGACACCACCUGAGCUGUAGCCAAGAUAUCUGGUGAAGACAUGGAGGACUGUGCAUGACUCCAAAUUGGCAUAACAUUACAAAGGAGACUACUUUUUUUAGUGCACCCUCAUAUUGCUGCUGUCACUCCAGGUGACCAAUUAGGUUUUGCACAUUGUCAAGCUGGCUCAAUCCUUUUCUUGGCAAGGAUGCUACAGUGGAAGCUUGCCAUGUUCAAGUAUGGCUGUCAAUUGUUUUUUGAUUGGGAGGCUCCCACAGAGAUCCAGAGGCAAGGUUAACAGGCUGUCAGAGAGCCUGUUCUGCAUACAGAUCUCAUCAAAGCCAUUAUGAUUUAUGGAUUGAGCUUCUAAGCCUGUUGUGCAGGAACCCUGUCUUGCAUGAUCUGCAACAGUUUAAAGGUGCAAGGGUUAAUACUUUUCCUCCAACCAGUCUACAUGCAAUUCCCCCUCCCGCCCACUCUUUCAAAGAAGAUAUAAAGGAAGGGAAAGAUUUAUCUUCCCUAUAGAACUUGGCCUUGCUCACUGGGGAAGGGAUGGGCACACCUCAGCUUCUCUACGGUCUCUCUCUCAUCCUGUUGAUCCAAACAGCUCCUUCCCAGCCCACUGACGGCAACAUCAUGAUGCAAAAGUCAGGGACCUGGAUCAGAGACGUAUUACAGAGACAACUAGGUAUGGCAACAACUGCUUGGAAAUUGGUUAAAGACUCCUACUAUUAUAUACCAGAAAUCAAGAGUAAUUUAUCAUCCAUGGAGAAAGCAUUAACUCCAUUAAGAAUGUAUCCUUCAGACUUACAUGCUCUCAGAGCAAUUUAUAUACAAUCCUUUCCUGGUCAGAAUAUAUGGCCUAACCAUUCUAGAUGCUUAAAUCCACUACUGGCUACUGCUCCUAUCCAAAGUAGCUCCAACAAAGGAUUAUGUAAGAUGAUGUCCAUUCUUCCAGCCAUUCUACUUCUUUCUCUUCCUCUCAUUACAGAAAUACAAUCCUCUAAAGGAACAUUCACCCGUGCUACAACUCUCCAGAACAACUCUUUAAACCACCCAACCUCACUGUUCUCUGGCCCAGCCAGGAUCCGCCCAAAGAGGCAUACAUGGGAGAGACCUGAGGAACAAGAAUGUCGACUACGAAGCCUGCUGGUUCGUAUCAAAGAUCUAGGCUUGGGCUACAACUCUGAAGAGACCAUCCUUUUCAAGUACUGCAGCGGGACCUGUCCCAAGGCACACAGCAAUCAUGACAUGACCCUCUCAAUUCUGCUGCAGAAGAGUGAGAUCCCAGCAUUGGGAAACCCCUGCUGUCGUCCCACGCACUAUGAAAAUGUAGCUUUUCUAGAUGACAGCCACCAGUGGCACGAAGUGGAGAAACUCUCAGCCUCUGCCUGCAGUUGUUUGGGCUGAUGGCUAAUGGUGGGGGGGGGAUGGAUGGAGAGACUUAUAAGUCAGCAGCAAAGCAUGAUUGUAUAUUUAGCUGUAUUAUUACUUUAUCUCAAUCCAGUCCUCAGCAUUUACACAAGCUUUUAAGAGAAAGAACUGCAAGAAACCCCACCAUGUGAUGCCUACUUCCCUUCACUCCAAGCACAGAACAACCCUACAGAAUGAUUCCUACUUAGCAGAAGACAAGGAGUACCUUCUUGAGCAUGAGCAUAUCAUCUACCAGCCCUUUCCUAUUCUUCCAAGAUCCACUUCACUUAAACAUAUUGGUGGCUUGACUGAAUCCUGUCUAAAUUAGAUAUGAAAGGCUCAGGCAACCAUCCAAAAUAUUUAUGGGUUAUUCCUAAGUUAUUUAAUUUAUUUCUUUCCUGAAUUCAAGGAGAGACUGGCGUUUGCCAACUUCCUUCCCAAUUUGAGCUUUCCCUGUUGUUUUUUUAAUUUAUUUGUCAAUUUCUUCUCUUGGAAGGCUGAGGUUAUUAGUCCCAAACUUGUAUUAUGAAUGAUUAACUGAUAUGUACAUACUGGUGUCAAUAAAUAAAAAUAAAGCAAGGACAAACAGUGUCUCCAGUUCUGGGGUCAGGAUCAGUAACUGGGAGGUGACUUUUUUUGCAUUACUGGAUAUCCCAAACAACUUAGUGUUGACUCUUGAUCCAAAUUAUGGCAAAUAAAUAGUCAUCCAAAACAUCAUGAAAAUAAACAGUCAAAACCAGACUGAAGCCA